GCCCGUAAUCAGUGCACAAUUGAGCUGAACGAUCAGUGAUCGCCAAAGCCAAGCACCGCUUAAUGCCAAAAUAAUUGCGCUCUGCGAGUUUAAAAGUCCAUUUGGGCACCAGCUUCCGGAACCAUAUAAAUAUCAGUGGGUGUGCUCCUGUGGCCAAAUUCAAACGCGUUUCGCACCCCGUUACCUGAGUGCCAAAUCGAAAAAUGUUGCAGAAAGUGUUGUUUCCGGUGUUGCUUUUGGGCUGCCUAGCAUAUGUGGAGGUCCUGGCCUGUAAUGGAUACAAGGCCAAGGUCGUCAAAAUGGAGAACUGUGCUGGCGAUGAUGCUAUCAUUUCCGUGGACCCCGACUUCUCCGUUAAGCUAAACAAGAAGUGCGAGCUGGUGCCCAUAGGUUGUGUUAACAACAAGGCCUUCACUACAGCCACGGCCAAAUACAAGGUCCAGAAGGAUGGCAUUGUGAUGAAGGAGGGUAAAAUGGAUUUGUGCAGUGCCGUCGAAGAAGUAUCCAGUGAAGCCAAGGAUAUGCUCAAGGUAUUUGGUGCGCCCUCCUCCUGCCCAGUCGCCGAGGAGAAGAUUUGCAGCAACAAUCACAGCGUCGACCUAUCGAAGUACAAGGCUAUGCUAAGCAUGGCUCGGGGUCACCUCAUCAUUGACUCCGAAAUCAAGCAUGAUACUGGAAAGUCCUGCUUCCAUGCUGAAAUCAAUAUCACCAAGUCCUAAAUCUACUAUAUUGUUCGAAUUAGGUGUAACUAUCGCACAAAAUAUUUGGCAUAAUAAAUUGGUAACAGUGUGCAAAGAAAUAA
Messenger RNA from Scaptodrosophila lebanonensis, 802 nucleotides. RefSeq lists its product as uncharacterized. The record is from RefSeq and is a predicted model, not a curated record. Bases 204 to 719 code for a protein of 171 amino acids. NCBI's taxonomy places the organism in Eukaryota, Metazoa, Arthropoda, Insecta, Diptera, Drosophilidae. The transcript is spliced from 3 exons.